Molecule: messenger RNA, 2214 nt
Organism: Peniophora sp. CBMAI 1063
Lineage: Eukaryota; Fungi; Basidiomycota; Agaricomycetes; Russulales; Peniophoraceae
Source: the annotation of a GenBank genome assembly
AUGCCGGUCUCUAAGCGUCGCACGACGACGGGGCACACUGGCCUUGACAUGGCCAUUCAGAUCACGAGCAUGUCCGCGACCCUCUCACAACUGAUCCCAAUCCCUGCCCUCAGCAUCGCCACGUCCACGGUCCUCGCUAUCAUUGACGUCGUCGCGGAAGUCAAGACAAAUAAGACAGAGUGCGCAAGACUAGCGUGGAGAGCGUCACAAAUGCUCCUCCAACUCGCCCGACAGAUGGAGGGAAAGUGGGACACAGCUCCGUCCGCGCUCGUGGGCAAUAUACAAGACUUCGAGCAAACAUUGACCGUCAUCCGCGAGUUCAUGGCGACUGCGAGCGAUGCUUCGUGGCUCAAACGUUUGGUGGGCAAGUCAACAAUCGAGGAUAACAUGCGCGACAUGAACAUCAGGCUCGACGCAGCCGCCCAAUCUUUCCAGAUUGCCUCUCUCAUCGAGAUUCACCAUGCACUUGGCGGUGCUGUGGAGAGCUCUUCCUCAUUUGCGGCAUCAGUUGCGACCCCUCCAUCUAUGCCUUUGCCUGAACCGGCCAUCUCGUCGUCGCUAGUCAUCGUGGAGAAAGAAGGAGAUAAGUCGAAAUCGCUAGAAGAUGCUAUAUGCGUGAAUGUUCGUUCUCGAGCGGACGUAGAGGUGGUCGAAUUCUUGGAGGGCAUCAACGGCUCCAAGGACAAGCACGGUUUCAGCAUAUACCAUCAGCAAGAUGUUCGCAUAGGACGUGCUCAUCGACGCGGAGUCGGCUGGUUCUCCGAAACGGCCGAUGCUCAAGUGAAUGGCCAAGAGAUCACUGUUAAGCGUUAUGGCGCGAGCAAACAGGACGUACAUCGCUGGGUCCAGGACAUCAAGCUACUACGUCAGCUAUUCCACGCGAAUAUCCCACAAUUGGUCGGCUACUCAGAUGGGCAGACUUCCGUCCCGUUCAUACUGCUUUCCACCGGAGCCACGAAAGACGUCGGUUUAUAUGCGCAGAAUCUACUCAAGAACGAGAGCCUAGCGAGAUGCGCAACUGCGUUCUUGGACAUCUAUCGGGAUAUCCUCUCCGCAGCGCUACACGUCCAACAACAGCUGUCCAUCACAGACGAGGCCCUUCAAGACUUCGUUGAGGGAGCGACAUACACCGUCGACAACGACAACAAAGUUCUAAUGGGACUCGCGCCGCCCAAAGACGGCUGGCACACCUUCCGCAGCUACAACCUCUGCGAAUCUCUCGUCGAUCGCGCUCUGAAGUACCUCAAGAACCUCAGCGCGAUGGAGCAGUCAAGUACGGCUGGCAGCCUCGCGCGCACGGCGACCAUCGGCCGGACGAGGCAGCUGAUGGCGCUUCUCGAGGCGCUUCUCCCAAGUCGCGCGGACGCACCUCAGCUUUCUCAGGAUCUGGAAGACUUGUUGGAUGAUGGCGAUGCGGAGCUCGGCGAUCUUCGUCGUCUUGCGCUUGCGUCUGGCCGACACGAGCACUCGUGGUGCGAGCGUUGCCCGGCCGGUGCGGCGGCACUCGGCGACUACGGUGUAUUGGCGGACGAUGGCAAGAGUUUUGAGAGCUUCCACGUUUUUGGCAACAUCUUUGAGGAUGGAAGCGGUCACGUACUUCAGCGGGUCAAGGAGGUUGACGGCGAGGUUGUGCGUUGGGAGAGCGGCCGACCGCAUAGAGAACAAGCGAGACCUUACCUACUUCCCGACGAACUUGAAGGAUGGCCUAUUGCGUUGAUGCCACAAGGAAAGGCGACUGUGUUUACUUCCAGACGUGAGAAUCUUACGUGCGGGAGCGAGGCGUGGAGAUACUUCUUGAAACAUGCCCCCGCUAUCGCGCAGAGGCACGGCGUUGCUGUGCACUCGAUACUCCUCAUUACUCGGACACGCAGCGUCAAUGACUUCCAGGUCACUGAUUGGUCUGCGCCACCAUUACCACGCCCGGGUAUGUCCAACGCGAUCGUGCAUCACCACUCUCCCCAAGCACCUUACUUCGGUGCUCGUACCACUCACGGAUUCGGGCACCAAUUCGGCACUCCUAUACCGACGCCGAAUAUCGUGUACCUCUUCACGUCCGGCAAACAAGACGCUGUGCCGUAUCUGACCGAUGACCCGAUGGGGCGGCCACGUCCGCAACCGACACGGUCUACCAGCUGGUGUUUCAGCUGCUCUUCGGGAUGGCUGGUACACUAUGUAAACUAUAUACAGCUAGACCCGGAAGACCUAGUGUUGUAG